GUAGUCUCCAUGAAGCUUACAAAUUCGCUGCAAAUUCGGCGAACUAAAGCUUGCUAGUUUUCAUUGUUUGAGGUACCUUUUCGAGCGUAUCAUCGAUUUUCACAAGUAACCGGACAAAGUGUAAUGGCAUAUUUCACUUGCAACGCUACAAAUAAAGUGGGUCGUUAAGAAAAAUCAGUGUAGACAACGGAAAAGAUACACAAAAGUUGCGUAUACGCAUCGCUACCAGAUACUGUUAUAAAGUUGUUGAAAAGAAGCUGUUAAUUUAGUUUUACAAACGCUUACAUUGCACCGAACACAUAGCGAGGGGAGGCAUUGGAGGUGAGACGCACAAACCAACUCGCCACCAAAGCGAAAUAGCAGAGAAGCGCAGCGAAAAACGAAACGAAGAAGCAAACACAUACAACAAACGCACAAUUUGCCGUAUACGCCAUAUACGCUUUGCUGCUCAGUGCCUCAGCAGCGAAACAGUCACAGUCAGCCACAGUGGCGAAACGAAUUUUCCUUUAGUAUCCUUACAGACGUGAAAAAAGGAGUAGUCAACGCAAAAAGUGGCAAUAAACGAGCGUGCGGAGUCAAAGCAAAGUAGCUGAAUCAAAGCAUAUACAGUGUUGUAGCAAAAAUUUGUGCAAGCGCAAGUAAAACACUGUCAAAAAACGCGCAGCUUCUUUUAACAUUAAGUGUAGGUGUGUGGAAAAAAUUUCGAAAUUUCCAAAAUAAAUUGCAAAAGUAGUUGAAUAGGCCACAAAGCUUGCGAAAUAGGUUGCUGCCGUGUAAGCGAAAAAAAAACUCAGACGCCAAACUCGCUUUCGACCACAAAGCGUCAAAAAAUAAGUAUACCAGCAUAACUGUGUGUGUGUGUGUGCGUAUGUGUAUUUGUAGCAGCUGCCAAUUACGAGCGACUAAACAUUAAAACGCUAAAAGUUGAUUACAAGUCUGUACAUAUGUGCAUGUGUGUCGGUGUAUGCAUGUGUGUGUAUGCGUUUCUUGGAAUCGCAACAAAUUGAAUUCAAUUGAGAACACUAAUCGCGCAACGCCAGCUGCCACUUCUCAACUACAGCUAAAAGAAAAACCAAAAAGCAACAGCAACAGCAACAACAACCAACACGGGCACAAGCACCAGCGCCAGCUAGCAAUUAGGCCAGCCUGAAAGCGCAGUAAUAAAACUAAAAAGUUGACUGAAUUCGCACCUCCAUGUGGCAUACGCAAGCAGCUCAUAACCCAUAAGCGCCUGAAAGCAUUCAACACUUUUUCGUACUUUGUCACUUUGCUUGCAAACACGCUCGCAUCAGCGUCAUCACAAUCGCCAUUAAUAGUCGUGAGCGUGCAUAAAUUUACGCUUCCAUAAACAUAUACAAAUAUAUAAAUACAUAAAUAAAUAUAUAAUACAAUACAUUAGCAGACACUUAGCAUACAUACGCUUAAGCAAGACUGCGCUAAGGUGAUAAAGACUACACUCCGCAAGUCAAACACGCUCAGCUUUUGCAUAAACAACUUAAGCGCUAGAAGCAGCUUGAACUUUAUUUUUUCGCCCAAUUUGCUUCAGCGGCCUCAAAAUACACAUACAAACGAAUAUGGCUGGUGGUGGGGACCCCAAGUGGCAGAAGGAUGCAGCCGAUCAAAAUUUCGACUAUAUGUUCAAAUUGCUUAUAAUCGGCAACUCAAGUGUGGGCAAGACAAGUUUCCUUUUUCGUUAUGCCGAUGACAGUUUCACCUCAGCUUUUGUAUCGACGGUCGGCAUCGAUUUCAAAGUGAAAACCGUGUUUCGACAUGACAAACGCGUUAAGCUGCAGAUCUGGGAUACAGCGGGCCAAGAACGCUACAGAACAAUAACCACGGCAUAUUAUCGUGGCGCCAUGGGUUUCAUUCUGAUGUACGAUGUCACAAAUGAGGAGAGUUUCAAUUCCGUACAAGAUUGGGUGACUCAAAUUAAGACAUAUUCAUGGGAUAACGCACAAGUGAUACUUGUCGGCAACAAAUGCGACAUGGAAGAUCAACGAGUGAUCUCAUUCGAGAGAGGCCGACAGUUGGCCGAUCAGCUGGGUGUGGAGUUCUUCGAAACUUCAGCCAAAGAGAAUGUGAAUGUGAAGGCUGUCUUCGAACGACUGGUGGAUAUAAUUUGCGACAAAAUGUCAGAGAGUUUAGACUCGGAUCCGACGUUAGUGGGCGCUGGGCAAAAGGGACAACGACUGACAGAUCAACCUCAAGGCACGCCCAAUGCGAAUUGUAAUUGUUAAACACAAACAUACACAUAUACACAUACAUACUUAAACACAUACAUAGACAUAUAUAUACAUAAAUAGACACAUGUAGACACAAAUAUACUUAAAUAAAUAAAUAAAUGUAAAACUAUAUUAACUAAGUGAUGCAUUAACAUACAUUAAAGGAGUAAUGCUGUUGACUUAUGUUAUCAGAUUUUUGUUGUCUCAGUUUUUAGUGUUUUUGAAGAAGACGCAGAAGAAUAGAUGUAAUUAAAGCGUGUUGCAUGUAAAUGUGCUGAGGCAAAAAGUAAGAAAUUAUUAUGAAAAAGCCGUUUAUGCUGUUGAAAAUCUAAUAAUUUGUGCAAAAAA
Messenger RNA from Bactrocera oleae (olive fruit fly), 2570 nucleotides. It is a transcript of the gene Rab3, whose product is annotated as RAS oncogene family member Rab3. Gene Ontology annotation, cellular component: synaptic vesicle; plasma membrane; endosome. Gene Ontology annotation, molecular function: GTPase activity; GTP binding; myosin V binding. The record is from RefSeq and is a predicted model, not a curated record. NCBI's taxonomy places the organism in Eukaryota, Metazoa, Arthropoda, Insecta, Diptera, Tephritidae. Gene Ontology annotation, biological process: protein secretion; protein localization to plasma membrane; regulation of exocytosis.